AUGUUCGGUGAGACAAGAGUUUGGAGUAAAGUCGGAUUUGCGGAUGCAGCAGAUGAAAGGUACCUCGAUUACUACAGGACGCAAAAUUCUGGUCCCGAAGCGCAUCCAACCAAGCGUUCCAGCUUGUCACUUACCACGUCCAAUCCCGAGAUAUCGCAGUUUGCUACAGGCAGACCAGGAGUUAAAAAGGACUGGCUGCCGAUGGGAUGCAAACUUUUGACCAAGCUUUGCCCAGGAUAUGCGGUAUCUUGGAAGGGAGCUACCACCGGAGCCUCAACUUCAGGCCUGAACAGCCCACGGACGCUCACAGCUUGUGCUGAGAAGCUGGAGAUAUCAUAA
This is a messenger RNA of Glarea lozoyensis ATCC 20868, 339 nucleotides long. RefSeq lists its product as uncharacterized. NCBI's taxonomy places the organism in Eukaryota, Fungi, Ascomycota, Leotiomycetes, Helotiales, Helotiaceae. The record is from RefSeq and is a predicted model, not a curated record. Bases 1 to 339 code for a protein of 112 amino acids. The transcript is spliced from 3 exons.